AUGAGGUCCCCUUCGUUUAUCAUGCCCCACAACCUAAUACCCUCCAGGAAGUACCACGAAAUUAAAGCCCAAAAUGAAGAAAAGGAAAAACUGAGCAAACGAGAUGUAUACGAGUACCAGAAGGUUACCUACAAUCCGAACGUAGUUAACCCAAGUCCAGCGAUUCCCAAUUAUGGUGCACAUGGUGGAAAUGCUCGAAAGGUCAGCUGCAUGAAUUCAUUCCCCUGUUUAAACGGACACACAAGGGGGUGCAACGAAAUGAACAAUGGAACCACAAAUGGGACUCAUAACAGCAGCAUUUUUACGCACCCAAAUGUUAGUACCUACACAACUGGGUAUAGUGCUACCCCAACAAAUAAGCGGUUCAUCAAAAAAGUGAGCAAAGUGCCGUGCUUGUUCAAUACCAAACCUGCAUUCAUGCAAGACAGCUGUGAAAAAGUGUACAGUGAUAUUUCUGGAGUUCCCAUCCAUCUUGACUCCCCCAUGAAUGGCAGCAAAGGGUACGUGCAACUAAGUAGACACGAUGAAAUGGCGGUAUACAACAUUAAUGAAAAGAAGAAGAACAAAGAUCUAGAAGUGAUGGGAAAAUUAAACCACGUGGAACCUUUUAAAAAGAGAGUAACAAAGGAAAAAGUACCAGAACCGAUCAUAAAAAAUAAAAUUAAUGAACUGAUAAAAGAAAAGGAUGAACAAAUAAAGGAAUUAGAAAUUGAGAUCCAAAAUGAGAAACGAAAAAGCGAAAUGGUCAGAUCAGAAGGUGCAGAAAACGACAGGGAAUACUCCAAUGUAGAAAAUAGAAAGUUAAAAGAAAAAUUGUUGGACCAAAAAAUCAAAUAUGAAGAAACGUUGAAACAUUUGAAAAGGGUUGAAAUCGAGAGAAGGUCCCUAAAAUCAAGUUUAAACGUCCGAGAUAAAGUCUUGACGAAACUGGAAAAUGAAAUCGGCUCUGUGGAUAACGAAAACGAUUACUUGCUUCGCUUGAAGGAAAACACAAGUCUGAGUGAUGUACAUAACCUUUUCAAAAUUUUGCAAGGCCGAGAUAAAGAGGUGGAAGAGGAGAGGUACCACAAGUGUGCAGGGACAAAUAAUGAAAAGGGGAAGAGAUUGAACAAAGCGAACGAAAGCAAUGAAAGCAACGAAAGAGUCGAUCCAUAUGAGAGAAGCGACACGUAUGGUGUAAACGAAACAGGGGAAGGAAAACAUAAGGAGGAUGAAUUUAGCUGGUACAAAAGCAAAAGCACGUGUGAGGAGGGUCUCCCGCCAUUGGAAGAGGAUGUGUCAAAAGAGAAUAGAAGUUCAUACAAAAAGGGAAAAAAAGUGUCUAAGUUUUCCCAGCCCAGUUUCGACAACAACGAUAUGUAUACUCUCAAGUCGACAAUUGUAGAGUUAGAAAAAGAAGUAUACGAACUGAAAGAAGAAAAUAAAAAUGUGAAUUUUAAAUACGAAAAUACAUUUCAAGCUUUAAGCGAAUUGAGGAAGGACACCCUGGAGUACAUGGAAUCAAUCGUUUCGCGAGAUAUGCGCAUAGCAUAUAUGGAGAGCAUGCUACAAAAAAGCGAAAAGGAUCUAUCCAAAUUGAAAGAACUCCUAAAAAAACAGCAACUCCUUUACAGAGAAAAGGUAGACAAAUGCACAUCGGAAAUAAUCAUCUUGGAAAAGCAAUCCUCUCACCUUCAAUCAAUGAUACAAGAAAAAGAUUCAGAAAUUGUUUUGUUGAAAAAUGAAAUAAUACGAAAUGAGAUGCUCGUCAAACAGUACGAAGAAAGAAAUAAAGAAUUGCAAAACGAACUUCGACUAAUGUGCAACAAUCUAGAAAACGUAAUUGACGCAUCGAAUAAGAAAGACCUGUUUAUGGUUGAACUGGAAAAACAAAUCAGAGAAAAUGAAGUACACAGACAAAAUGCCUACCUGAAGGAAGUGGCCAAAAAUAGGAAAGUCCAUGCAAAUAUGAAAUUCAAAGAAAUGAUGUAUGAUAAAUCGGCUAAACAUCAGGUGGAUGAAUUACACAGCUUGAAGAAGGAACUCUACUUGAACAAAAUACAAAUGCAGAAAGCCAGAGAUGCAUUUGAGGUCCUUAAGAAGGUACCCAAGGCAGACUCUCUAUGUAGAAGCAAGCAAGACUUCAGCCAAGAUAAUGACUCCAUCACUGUUCACAAUUUUUCUGAGGAUAAAAAUGAUAAGGACGGGGGAAAUACCACCUUCGAGGCCAAGGUGUCCUCCGAGUCGGGGCCAGCGUACAAGGCGAAGAACUCUGUGGUUAAGAAGAAGAAGCGGGCUCCCAAGGCGAGUUCAUCAUCGAGUUUAUCCGCGAGCAUCCAGGAAAACGCGCAGGAAAGUGCCCAAGGGGGCAUUCAAGUAAGCGUUCAAGCAAUAGCAUAA
Molecule: messenger RNA, 2379 nt
Organism: Plasmodium cynomolgi strain B
Lineage: Eukaryota; Apicomplexa; Aconoidasida; Haemosporida; Plasmodiidae
Exons: 2
Coding region: 1-2379 (792 amino acids)
Source: RefSeq, a predicted model, not a curated record